AUGCCCACGGCACUGACUGUACAGGACAAGUGCCUACUGCUUCCUGCCUGUUUUAUGCACGAGAGACUAUCCACUUCCUUUUUCCACCUGCUCCUCAUCAUGAAGAUGAAGUCAGAUGCCCCGCCCUCUCAAAGCAUCACACUCCUGCUUUUUCCUUCUCUUCUCCUGCUAUUUUCAGCACCAGACCUCGUCUGUGGUGACUGUUGGCUCAUCGAGGGGGAUAAGGGCUACGUAUGGCUGGCCAUCUGCAGUCAGAACCAGCCGCCAUAUGAGACAAUCCCGCAGCACAUCAAUAACACCGUGCAUGAUUUACGGCUCAAUGAGAACAAGCUCAAGGCUGUAUUCUUCUCCUCACUGAGCCGCUUUACAAACCUGACAGACCUCAACCUGACAAAGAACGAGAUCUCCUACAUUGAGGAUGGCGCCUUCGCUGGCCAGGCUAACCUCCAGGUGCUGCAGCUGGGCUACAAUAAACUGACCAAUCUGACGGAGGGCAUGCUGCGAGGCCUGGGACGCAUACAGUGCCUCUUCCUGCAGCACAAUCUUAUCGAGGUCAUUGCCACGAAUGCCUUUUGGGAAUGCCCGAGCCUCAGCAGUCUGGACCUGUCCUCUAACAAGCUGGCACGUUUAGAUGCGUCCACGUUCAGGGUGUUGGGAAGACUGAUGGUGUGCGAGCUGGCAGGGAACCCUUUUCACUGUGGCUGUGACCUCUACAGCUUCCUCGUUUGGCUGGAGGCCUUCAACAAUGUAACACACACCUAUGAUCGACUACAAUGUGAGACUCCACGGGAGCUUUUUGGCUACCCGUUGCUAAGUCCCGUUGGAGGACCUGGUCGGAGUGCGCUCAACAUCCUCGCCUCAGUGUGCAGAGAUGGAGUGUUUAUUCCAGGGAUGACUUCAUUACCACCAGAUGGGGAUUCCUCAGGCAUGGGACCUGAUAUGUUUGAUCGUAUUGGACCAUACCAUCAGCCCACAACUUCAUCCUCCUCAGAGAACACGUUCAGCCCUAGUAUCACACUUCAACAUGUGUCUCUUUCUUCAGCGUCCUUGCUUGUGCAGAUACCGCGGCCAUACAGCAAGAUGUAUAUCUUGGUACAGUACAAUCAGAGCUUUGUUUCUGAUGUGAUGAACCUGAAAAACAAGAAGGAGUUGAUUACACUAAACAAGCUCUUUCCAAACACAAAUUACACUUUUUGUGUGGCCUCCAUACGUAACUCUCAGCGUUUUAACCAUACAUGUCUUCACUUUGCCACUCGGACUCCCACGACAGAUGACUUGCUGCCCACUCCAUCCACUACUACACAUUACAUUAUGACCAUCGUGGGCUGCUUGUUCGGGAUGCUGAUUGUUCUUGGCCUGGUGUAUUACUGUUUGAGGAGGCGGCGAAGGCAAGAAGAGAAAGAGAAAUCAAUUUGUGUGAAAAAGACCAUCCUAGAGAUGCGGUAUGGACCGGAGGUUGCAGCUGCAGCUGCCAAUGAUCCAACAGCAGUGCAGAAGCUGCAUGAUCAGGCCCACCAUCAGCAUCACCAUGGCAAGCUUCCCAUGUCCUCCUCCAGCUCAGGCAUGCUGGGUCAUGGCCCUGGGAACACCAGUUCCUCACGUCUCUCCACUCUUCCUCAAGUAGAGAAGCUGGCCACAGCCUUCUCUGAAGCAAUGGCAACCAAGGGCAACUACAUGGAUGUUAGGACUUCAGGAGCAGGAGAUGAGAGAGGGCGAGAUGGAGUAAGGCAGGCUGUUAGAGCAGAAGACCUAAUGGAGGAAGAUGGAAGUGACCUGGGAGAUGACUCAGAUGAUGAUGACGACGACGGUCGAGGGUCAGCAUCAGAGAUCUCUACUAUCGCAAUGGAAGUUGACAAGGUUAACCAGAUCAUUAAUAACUGCAUAGAUGCACUUAAACUCGACUCUGUAGCAGCUGCCACGUCGAGUGGAAAUCCAACUUCACCACCACCUAGUAGCGCCUCCUCCAUAAGCAGGGGGCUAAUUCCACUUUCACCUGGUGUCAGUGAGGCCUGUCAGGUCCUGCCCUCGCCAAAAAUCCCUCCUCCACCUCCUCUGCCUUUAACAACUUCCCUUUCUGAAAGGCCUGGGAUUACAGGAGGAGGCUUCGUAUCACCUCCAUAUCGCCCUCCACCACCAGCCACAGCAGUGAGACCUAUUCAACGACAGAUGAGUGCCGAUGCAGCUGUGAUCGUCAGCUCUUCUAAGAAGCAUUGUGGCCCAGCUGGUGGCAAAGCUCGGGUGUACAGCCUGGAUGUGCCAGAACCACGCAGUCCUGAUCCCUGUCAGUAUCCCGAGAAGGGUAGCCCAGUCCGAUGUGGGGAACCUCUAGAUAGGCUACCCUUAGUUGUUGGUGGUGGUGGUGUAGGCUGUAACAUGGAUGGAGUCACUAUGGAUGGUGUGAGCCUUCAACAGCACCUGGAGGUACAUCCAGACUUCCACUGUGCAGAGCAUCGCCACUCGGUCCCUGCCCUUUACUACGAGGGCUCCCAUGACUCCCCUGCACAAAGAGCCUCUUUCCUCAAACCCCUAUCACGUGCCAAGAGAGACGCUGCUUCUUAUUCUCAGCUCUCGCCCCACCAACACAGUUACUCUGGGUACUCGUCCAGUCCGGAGUACUCCUCCGAGAACACGCUGAGAAUCUGGGAGCGAUUCCGUCCAUAUAGAAAGGGUCCACGCGAGGAGUCCUGCUACAUUACAGCUGGAAAUGCACUGCGCAAAAAGGUCCAGUUUGCAAAGGGGGAGGACCUACAUGACAUCCUGGACUACUGGAAGGGUGUGUCAGCACAGCAAAAGCUGUGA
This is a messenger RNA of Neoarius graeffei (lesser salmon catfish), 2799 nucleotides long. RefSeq names its product protein phosphatase 1 regulatory subunit 29. Gene Ontology annotation, cellular component: plasma membrane. Lineage: Eukaryota; Metazoa; Chordata; Actinopteri; Siluriformes; Ariidae. Gene Ontology annotation, molecular function: protein binding. The record is from RefSeq and is a predicted model, not a curated record.